AAAUAACGCUCAAAAGCGAAUGAACCGUGGAGCAGGGAGCAUGGAUUAGUUGCCCUCCGAAGGCAAGAUCAAAGUGCGAGUUCUAAAAACAGAUAGUGGCAGAAACAUAACACGCGGUGCAUCUCUGUUCUCAGAUAUAGAUUCAAAAAUCGAUUUGAACUAUAUUUAAAACCGUUUGAUUGUGCUUAGUUCGACCACUUACCGGAUACGGAUCCAUUCGCAAAAUGUUUCGUCGAACGUUGACCGUCGCGUAUUCGCCGUUCCGCAACAACUUUGUUACACUACCGGACAACUAUCUCCGAAUGAUUUCCAGCUAUAAAAACGGCUGUUUAAGCAUAACGCACGGAAUAGACAACUUCUACAUGUCGUGGUCGCCCUACGGAGGGGGAGGCUAUCAGGACAAUCGAAUCGGCAUCAAUGCACAGGUGGCCACCGCAAUGGGCCUGAAGGAGGGCGAUUCCGUGAUGGUGGCUAUGAUUAUAGAGGUGCGAUCGCUCAAGACAGUGGAAGUGACGGCCGCUUCCGAAAAGGAUUGGGAUAUGAUGCAAGUAAGCAGCAAUCGCAUCCAAUCGAUUUUGCUCAACCAGACACGAAUAGUAACGAAAGGCCAACAUUUGAUUGUCUGGAUAAAUGAUUCCAUCAGCAUCAGAAUAAAGAUUAAGUUCACUAUUCCACCACUUCCGUACGGCCGGCUGGAGAACGAUACCGAAUUGGUGGUGGAACCAUAUAAAAAGGUACUGAAGAAGGAACCCGAUCCACCGGCUGCACUGACGCGAAGCAACACCAACAUCAGCAUUGCCGAAUUGGUACGACAGCGCAAUCUUGAGCGACAGCAGUCCAAAGAGUUGGCCAACGGGGAUACCUUGGUAAAUUCCGCCGGAAUAAUCAACACGGACCCAGUGGUUAAGAAGCGACCCACCACCUGGCAUCGUAAUAAUGAACAGGAAGCGGUAAAAGACAACCACAAGGAGGAUACGGUCCGAGAGAGGAAGAAGAACAUUUUGAAGCGCAACUCGACAGUCGAUGCACCGAUCAAUGGUGUAACGGUCAGCGCUCAAACUGCUGUUCGAAAUUCGUCGUUUGAGAACGAUCUUGAUAAGCAUUUGAAUAAGUUGCAAACCAGUAAAUCGAUGGCAAGUGUUUUGAAUGGUGAUGCUGCCAGCGAGGAACGAAUGACGGCGGAAAAUAGGUACAAACAUAAGGGGCAGUACUUGGAUGAUUUGGUGGCCACAUUGACGAGGGAAGUGCCAAAGAUCAAUGAGUUUAGAGUUAUCAAGGGAGUGUGGAACAACCGGAGGAAUAGUACCCAAAUUUGUGAUAUUUAUGUCUCGAAGGAAAACAUCCCGAGCGGGAUGGAUAUUCAUCAGCCUUUUCUGCUAACCACUAACGACGAACAAGAGUACUACGUCAAUGUGAGACUGACCGCUGACACGGAAAGAUUUCCAAACAAUGCAUAUCCCACUGUCGAAAUUAAUGAUAAGCUGAUGGGUCAGUUGGAAAUUAACCACGGUGAGAAAGUAACCCUGAGGGCAAAACACAAUGCGCUGAAUAUAGUGGAUAUGAUUGAACUCGUUCCGGCCACGAAGGUGGCCCCGAAGAUUGCCGAAGAUAUAGUGGAAAAAUUCAAAGAGUUUAUUCUGCACAAUUCGAAAGUACAUCCCUUGCUGUUAAAUCAGGGUCAAAUUUUUAAGCUUCCCGAGUACUACCUGACCGUUAAGUUACAACCAACGAAUCUAAAGUAUUGCCUAGUGAAUGGGGUGAUUCUGAGGCAAGGCAAAGUUGUUUGUUCGGAUGAGGUAAAGAGUGUGGGUAAUGUGAUAGUAACUGAGGAGGAAGAGAGGAAAGUGAAACCCAGUGAACACGGACAACCGAAGCAGGUGAAGUUACCUAAGUUUCAUAAAAUUAUCGACGAUUGUGUGGACCAACUAAAGUUGAAGUUAUGCCUUGAUGACAGGAGCAUGAAAAGGAAGAAUUACAACAUAAUUGUUGCUGGUCCUACCCAGAGCGGUAAAAGCACAAUCUGCCAGAUCAUAAUGGGUCGCCUGAGCGAACCUCCGUUUCACUGUUUUUCCACAACGUUCAACUGCUCGAAACACAAGGGUCGGAAGCCGGACUCGAUUCAGAAGGAUCUGCGGCACGUUUUCUAUCUGUGCAUGUUUCACAGUCCGGCCGUUGUCUUCAUGGAGGACCUAGAUGUGCUGGCACAUCAUGCUGGGGAGCAGAAUACUCAGGAUUCGGAGUAUCACAAUAAAGUUUCGGACGUGAUCCGGAAACAAAUCGACGAGUUCACCAGCUCCAAUCCGAUUUCGGUGAUAGCGUCCGUUGGCAGCGUAAGCAAUUUAAACCGAAGGGUUUAUUCCUCAAGGGGAUUCCAUCUGUUUCAUCACAUCUGUCGCGUGCCAAACCUAGACAAGACUGACCGAGAGACGGCGAUCAAGAGUCUCUUCGUGAAUAAGCACUGCAAGUUGGAGCGAAAGAUCAACUGGAAGCGGUUGUCGCAUACUACCGAGGGCUAUACCGUCGGCAGUUUGGCCCAGAUGGUGGACCGGGCCGUGUUCUACGCUUUCAAAAACAAUUCCAAAUAUCCGCUCGUAACGGAGGACAUGGUGAACAACGCUCUGGACGUCACCAACUCGUACUGUUUGCAAGGCAUUGAGCAGCAUAAGCGGUCCGAUGAUUUGGAGGAUGACGACGAUGUGCCAGGCGAUCAAAUACCGGGGCUGGAAAUCGCUAUCGAUGUGUUCCAGGAGGUUCUCAUGUGGCCAACCAAAUUCCCGAAGAUAUUCGAAAACUCCCCGUUGAGGAAUCAGGCGGGAGUGCUGUUGUUCGGUCCCCCGGGCACCGGAAAAACAUAUCUCGUUUCAAAACUAGCCAAAACCUGGAACUUCCGGAUGAUUUCGGUAAAGGGUCCCGAGCUGCUGGCUAAGUACAUUGGACAGAGCGAGGAGAAUGUGCGCAAUCUGUUCGACAGGGCGCGAAGCGCCAGACCCUGUGUUCUGUUCUUUGACGAGUUUGACAGUUUGGCUCCGCGGCGAGGUCAUGAUUCGACUGGGGUAACGGAUCGAGUGGUGAAUCAAUUGCUCACGGAAUUGGACGGCGUGGAAGGAUUGCAGGGUGUUACGGUGAUCGGUGCAACAUCAAGACCGGAACUUCUGGAUCCAGCUUUGCUGAGAUCGGGGAGAAUCGAUCGAUUGAUUGAAUGUGCUUUGCCGGAUGAGAAAUCACGCCAUGCCAUUUUUGAGAACCACAGUCGAAGUUUGGAUCUGGCGCCGGACGUACAGUGGCCAUACUUCGCGAAAAACUCCAACUGCUAUACUGGGGCGGAUAUUCGUAGCGUUCUCACCACGGCCAAUAUGCUUGCCGUUCAGGAGUGUCUAGCCGGUGUCACUAAAGAAGAGCAUGUUCCGGAAAAGAUAACGAUUAGUCAACGACAUCUUCUGGAAGCGUUCGCCAGCACCCGACCCUCGCUAAGUCCCCUGGAUGUGAAGAAGUACAAGGACACGUACGCACGAUUCACGAACAAAGAACCAACUCCAAGGGAUUUUGUGGCUAAACGAGCCACGUUGGCUUAAACGAAUUUUUCGUCGUUACUUACAGUGAUUGUUGGUUUGGAAUGUUUAUUCUAUGAUGUUAUUCAUUAGGUUAGAGUAAUAGGCAAUGAGGUUUAUUUUUUUAAACAGGGACAAAUACUUCAUACAA
This is a messenger RNA of Toxorhynchites rutilus septentrionalis, 3699 nucleotides long. RefSeq names its product peroxisomal ATPase PEX1 (gene Pex1). Lineage: Eukaryota; Metazoa; Arthropoda; Insecta; Diptera; Culicidae. Gene Ontology annotation, biological process: protein import into peroxisome matrix. Gene Ontology annotation, molecular function: ATP binding; ATP hydrolysis activity. Gene Ontology annotation, cellular component: peroxisome; peroxisomal membrane; cytosol. The coding region runs from base 225 to 3572 and encodes 1115 amino acids. The transcript is spliced from 11 exons. The record is from RefSeq and is a predicted model, not a curated record.